This is a messenger RNA of Ruditapes philippinarum (Manila clam), 2742 nucleotides long. RefSeq lists its product as uncharacterized. The record is from RefSeq and is a predicted model, not a curated record. Bases 790 to 2742 code for a protein of 650 amino acids. NCBI's taxonomy places the organism in Eukaryota, Metazoa, Mollusca, Bivalvia, Venerida, Veneridae. The transcript is spliced from 2 exons.
CACGACUAGAAUUGAACUGCUCACGAAUUUGUUGGAUAGAUGGCGACCUAUGACUUGUAGAUUCUGGUGAUAAAUUACGUAUAGGAACGCGUGUGCGUCGGGAUGUUGAUCUGCUACGAUGAAGAUGACCACGAGAAAAAAAUUGGAUGAGGGGUGAAGUGUGUUACUGAUUUUGGGGGAUGAAGUGUCUUAAGGGGUGGAGUGUCUUCGAAAUUUGAGGAGUGAAGUGUCUGGUGGGUGAGAUGUCUUGCUACCAAUGUUCGGAUCUGAGUCACGUGAUUGAUAAAUGAAACGUACAAGGGAGUGUUCAUAUCUGAUGAUCUAACACCGUUGAGGCUACGUCUAAAGGAUUAUAUCAAGGAAUCGGGGAAAGUUUCUAAACUUUACACUCGUGAUGGUAACAUUCAUUGUUUAUUCAAGAAUAAAGAUGAAGUAAUCUCUUCACCAGAUGAUCUUUUUAAGAUUGAGUUGCCAAUUGACUUUAGAAAACUUGGUCUUGAAGCCUAUGAAUAGGAAUACGCAGAGGCUCAGUCUACUCGUAACCAGUUAUGUUUGGGAAUAAAUGACCCUAUUAGUUCAUCUUCAUUUAAUUUUUGUUCUAGUUAUAACUUGAUCGGUGGUCAAGACUGUUCAACAAGUAACGAUUCCAAUAAGUUUAUUUCAGUUGAUAUAGUUUCUAACCAGGGUGAUGAUGGAAACAAGUUAUCUUGUAGUAAAAAUGACAACAUUAAUAAACAGUUAUCGCACGUUGAUUUUUAUUACCAUAAUAGUGAUAUAGGGGCAUGUAGUAUGAACUUAAAAUUUGACUCUAAUCAAGUUAAUAUGUGUGUAUCUGCUGACAAGGAUUCUACUUUAAGUAAUCAUGAUGAUAAACAGUUACCGAAUAACAGUGACUUGGGUCAAGUGAAUCAAAAUCAGUGGAACAAUGAUAAUUCUAGUCAUAUAGAUCAGUGUUUAAUAAAUAUUCAACCUUGUUCGAGUACAAGUUACUCAAGUCAGUUAAAAUCAUCACUUGUUAACUCUAGUGAUUUAAGUAUGCUUAAUUCUUUUAAUAAUUGUGAUGAUAUUUCACAUGAUCAUGUAUAUUGUAUGUCUAAUAUUUCUAAUAUUACAAAAUGUUGUUCUAUAAAUGUAUGUGGGCUUAGAUCUAAACUUGUAAUUCCAGACUUCAUUAAUUUUGUUGAAAAAUACGAUAUAUUUUUUGUUUCUGAAACUAAAUUAGAUGCAUAUGACACUGUUUGUAUGAAAGACUAUGUUUUCUUUCACAAAUUUCGAGAUAAAUGCCGUAAUAAAUCGGGGGGAGUGGGAGUUUUUAUCAAGAAAUCUUUAUCCACAAAGUUAACUGUGUUAGAUUGUAGCUCUGAGAAUUUUUUAUUUUUAAAAUGCAAAGAUUCUGAUGUCAUCUUUGGAAAUGUUUAUAUUCCUCCUGAAGGAUCUCAUUAUAGCUCUCUUGAAUUAUUUGAUAGCUUAGAAAGUUGUAUUAUUGAUUUGAAAAUCAAAUUUGCAAACUGUUUAUUCUGUAUUUUUGGUGAUUUCAAUGCAAGAACUGGUUCCUUGAGUGAUUUUGUUGACUUUGAUAAGUAUGUAAUUAAUGAAAAUUUUGAUGAUAUUACCAUGCAACAUAUAGUUAUGAAUAACCUUGAUGAACUUGGUUUCCCUGUUGAACGUUUUUCUUGUGACAGCAAAUGUAAUAAUUAUGGCCAGAGACUUAUUCAGUUGUGUAAAUCUGCAAAUAUCUUUAUUGGUAAUGGUAGAUGUGGUAAUGAUGCAUAUAUUGGUAGAAACACAUGUAAUAAAGGUAAUGGUAGCUUGAUUGAUUAUUUGCUUAUGUCAGGAAUUUUGUUCCCUUGUAUAACAUAUUUUAAUGUUUUGCAAUUUGAUCCAAUUUUAUCUGAUGUGCAUUGUGCAUUGGAAUUUUGUUUUAACUUGAACAUUAUACCAGAUUGUAAUGUUAUGGAUGCAAGUAUCAAAUCUAAAGAUGAUGUUUGUUAUAGGCCUGUGUGGAGUUCUAAUUUAAGUGCUAGUUAUAAGCAUAAGUUCGAUAGCACAGCUGUAUCAAAUUUAUUGGAUGAGCUUAAAGAGGUUUGUGAAAAUCUUCAUUUUGAUGUAAAUGUUGUUAAUCAUUUGACCGGUAAAGUGUCUGGUAUUUUAACCGAUGCAGCUGUAAGUUGUGAUCUUAUAAAGAAAAACGUUAAUCAUAGGAAGUCUAAGAAAAACAAUAAAAUUUGGUUUGAUAGUGAUUGUAAAAAUGCUCGUAUUCAAUAUAUGAAUUAUAAAAACAUGUAUAGCAGGAACCCUACUGCAGAAAAUAAAGAGAGUUUAGUUUGUAGUAGCCGACAGUAUAAAAAAGAAGUUAAGAAAAAGUUUAGAGCAUAUCAGAAAAGCAUUGUUGAUAAAAUUAAAGGUUUAAAAAAUAAAGAUCCUAGAUCUUAUUGGAGUCUAUUGAACAAAUAUUCAGGUGAUCGGAAGGAAGUUAUUAACAAAGUAACAACUGAGGCUUUUUUUGAUCAUUUUAGUAAAUUGAAUGAGGUUGACACUCAAGUUGACAUUGAUGACUUUGAUAUAACUAAUGUCUUGUCAAAUAACUCUGAUUUAGAUAAACCAUUUACUGUAUUAGAAAUGCGUAAAGCUAUUAUUUCACUGAAAAACAAUAAAGCAUCAUCUUCCUUUGAUCAUGUAUUGAAUGAAUAUCUGAAGAAUGUACCCGACAGCAUGUUUGAUGUGUUUUUGUUAUUUGUUUAA